CAAUGCCUGCAGCCGAUGCAUCUCCCACCGCCGGCAUCUUCUUCAGAGACUUCCGCGAUAAUCUGCUCAAUGCCUGCAGCCGAUACAUCUUCAGAGCCUUCACCACGGAUCCUCAUCCUCAUCUCCCCGAGCCCUGCUUCUUCUCCAUUCCUGAGCCCUUCAUAAUCUGCUCCUCCUCCAAAGGUCUCCUCCUCUGUUACGAGCCAGAAUCCAAUUCCUACCACGUCUUCAACCCCUUCGUCCACGAUAAAUCAACCAGCUACAGACGCAUCCCAAGCCCACCGAGAUCCCAUGCUCACUACCCUCCCGUGGUUCUCUCCGUCCAAGACCAAGAAGACCAAGAACGGGGGAGACCCCCUGCGUGCUACGUCAUCUGUGCAAUCCACGAGGGAGACAGCAAGUACACGUUCGAGCAGUACUCCUCAGGAACGGAGGGAUGGAACUCUACGAAGGACCCCCUAGAUAUCUCACCAGCUCACAUCAGGGGAGACUCUGGCGUUUCAAAUGAUCUCGGUAUGGCCUUCUGGCUCACCAGUAUGCCCGGCGAGAUCAUCAGAUUCAGCACUGCCAACUGUUCAAGUCAGCGAAUCAAUCUGCCCCAAGAUCUCCGUCCUCCGGCUGAAAUGCAGUUAGGGACGGUAAGCAACGGCGACAUUGGUAUUGUUUCUGUAGGUGAAGGCAAGGUCAGGCUCUACGUUCUUGAGAAAAAAGGCUGCGGGGGAUCAAAUUCUUGGAGGAGGCAUGAUGGGUUCUUGGAUGUGGGUGAAGAUGGCGAGGGGUGUGGAGCUUUAAUGUGCAUCGAUCAGCCGAGCCCAAAUAUUCUCAGGUUCGAGAAAGAUGUGCCUUUCUUGACGGGGGAUGGUCGAAUUACACUUUGGGAGCUUAACCUUGCAAGAUUGAGUGCUUUGGCAUGGGACGUGAUUCCUCGGCCACUGUUCGAUACGGUUCCCUACGUAUGCUCCCUUUUGACGUCAGCACAAAUCCAUGUUGAAGAGGACAGAGAGUUGCAGGAGGCGAUGAGAAAGAGAUCGAUAAGGAAAAGGAUGAAAGUGUCAGUCGAGGAUGAGGAGGGUUGAUAAGAGUCAUUGACGAUGCGUACGCUCAUGUUUCUUGAUCUUGGUUAGUUACGAGCUUGAGAGAUGAUUGAUCAAGUUCUUGAUUCGUGGUUGUUUCUUAUGCAAGACUGAGUUCGGUUUUCUUUUUCUCAUUCUCUGACGUAGAAGCUUUAAUCAGGAGCUGCCUGGCUUCGUGUAUGUAACAUUUGAGAAGAAGCAACUUUUUCAAGAUUCAAUUCGAGAGAUUUGUAUAGUUUCUUGGAUUAGUGGGCUUUUAUCGUGUACAAAACUGAUUGUUCAUGUGCAAUACUUCAAUUUCGUUUCCUUUUUCUGCAUUCGUUGAUGUAAUCAUUGAGCUGUAGUUUUUUCUUUC
Molecule: messenger RNA, 1428 nt
Organism: Asparagus officinalis (garden asparagus)
Lineage: Eukaryota; Viridiplantae; Streptophyta; Magnoliopsida; Asparagales; Asparagaceae
Exons: 1
Coding region: 3-1076 (357 amino acids)
Source: RefSeq, a predicted model, not a curated record